Messenger RNA from Ailuropoda melanoleuca (giant panda), 10768 nucleotides. RefSeq names its product Cbl proto-oncogene (gene CBL). Gene Ontology annotation, biological process: negative regulation of epidermal growth factor-activated receptor activity; cell surface receptor signaling pathway. Gene Ontology annotation, molecular function: SH3 domain binding; ubiquitin protein ligase activity; receptor tyrosine kinase binding. The coding region runs from base 16 to 2730 and encodes 904 amino acids. Gene Ontology annotation, cellular component: membrane raft; plasma membrane. The transcript has 15 exons. Lineage: Eukaryota; Metazoa; Chordata; Mammalia; Carnivora; Ursidae. The record is from RefSeq and is a predicted model, not a curated record.
GCAAAAUAAUUGCCCAUGGGCAGGGGUGUUAUGGAUCAUUUCUUAUGGUCUUGUGCAUUUUUUAAUAUUUCUGCAACAGAGCACAUAUUUUAUAACUUAUUUUUUUUUAAUUUAAAAAAGGAAAUUGUCCUUAAGAUCCUCCAAGUAAUAGCCCUUCUUUUCCAUUUGUUGCAGGUGGUGCGGUUGUGUCAGAACCCAAAGCUGGCGCUAAAGAAUAGCCCACCUUAUAUCUUAGACCUGCUGCCAGAUACCUACCAGCAUCUCCGCACUAUCUUGUCAAGAUAUGAGGGGAAGAUGGAGACGCUUGGAGAAAAUGAGUAUUUUAGGGUGUUCAUGGAGAACUUGAUGAAGAAAACUAAGCAGACCAUAAGCCUCUUCAAGGAGGGGAAAGAAAGGAUGUAUGAGGAGAAUUCUCAGCCUAGGAGAAACCUAACCAAACUAUCCCUGAUCUUCAGCCACAUGCUGGCAGAACUAAAAGGAAUCUUUCCAAGUGGACUCUUUCAAGGAGACACAUUUCGGAUUACGAAGGCAGAUGCUGCAGAGUUUUGGAGGAAAGCUUUUGGGGAAAAGACAAUAGUCCCUUGGAAGAGUUUCCGGCAGGCCCUUCAUGAGGUGCAUCCCAUCAGUUCUGGGCUCGAGGCCAUGGCUCUGAAAUCCACUAUUGAUCUGACCUGCAAUGAUUAUAUUUCAGUUUUUGAAUUUGACAUCUUCACACGACUCUUUCAGCCCUGGUCCUCUUUGCUCAGGAAUUGGAACAGUCUUGCCGUGACGCAUCCUGGCUACAUGGCUUUCCUGACGUAUGACGAAGUGAAAGCUCGGCUCCAGAAGUUCAUUCACAAACCUGGCAGUUACAUUUUCCGGCUGAGCUGCACUCGUCUGGGUCAGUGGGCUAUUGGAUAUGUCACUGCUGAUGGGAACAUUCUCCAGACGAUCCCUCACAAUAAACCUCUCUUCCAAGCCCUGAUUGAUGGCUUCAGGGAAGGCUUCUAUCUGUUUCCAGAUGGACGGAGUCAGAAUCCUGACCUGACAGGCUUAUGUGAACCCACUCCCCAGGACCACAUCAAAGUGACCCAGGAACAAUAUGAAUUAUACUGUGAGAUGGGCUCCACCUUCCAGCUGUGUAAAAUCUGCGCUGAAAACGACAAGGAUGUGAAAAUUGAGCCCUGUGGACACCUCAUGUGCACGUCCUGUCUCACAUCCUGGCAGGAAUCAGAAGGCCAGGGCUGUCCUUUCUGCCGAUGUGAAAUUAAAGGUACCGAGCCCAUUGUGGUAGAUCCGUUUGACCCUCGAGGAAGUGGCAGCCUCCUGAGGCAAGGAGCCGAGGGAGCUCCCUCCCCAAAUUACGAGGACGAUGACGAUGAACGAGCUGAUGAUUCUCUCUUUAUGAUGAAGGAACUGGCUGGUGCCAAGUUUUAUUUGUGUCAGGUGGAACGGCCUCCUUCUCCGUUUUCGAUGGCCCCACAAGCUUCCCUUCCCCCGGUGCCACCGCGACUUGACCUUCUGCAACAGCGGGUGUCCCUUCCUUCAAGUGCUUCUGGUCUUGGAACUGCUUCUAAGGUAGCUUCUGGCUCCCUUCAUAAGGACAAACCAUUACCAAUACCUCCCACACUUCGAGAUCUUCCACCACCACCCCCUCCGGACCGGCCAUAUUCUGUUGGAGCAGAAACCCGGCCUCAGAGACGUCCCUUGCCUUGUACACCGGGCGACUGUCCAUCCAGGGACAAACUGCCCCCUGUUCCCUCUAGCCGCCUUGGGGAAUCGUGGCUGCCUCGGCCAAUCCCCAAAGUACCAGUGGUUGCCCCAAACGCUGGUGACCCCUGGACAGGUAGAGAAUUAACCAACAGGCACUCGCUUCCAUUUUCAUUGCCCUCACAAAUGGAACCCAGAACAGAUGUGUCCAGGCUUGGAAGCACAUUCAAUGUGGAUACCUCCAUGAAUGUGAAUAACAGCCCAUUAGCAGGUUCAGAGUGUGAGCACCCCAAAAUCAAGCCUUCUGCAUCUGCCAGUGCCAUUUACUCUCUGGCUGCCAGGCCUCUUCCUGUGCCAAAGCUGCCCCCUGGGGAGCAGUGUGACAGUGAGGAGGACACCGAGUAUAUGACCCCCUCCUCCAGACCUCUAGGGCUUCCAAAGCCAGAUGGGAAACGGCCUUUGGAGACAACCCAGAGUUCACGAGCGUGUGAGUGUGACCAGCAGACCGAGAGCUGUACAUAUGAAGCAAUGUAUAAUAUUCAGUCCCAGGCGACGCCAGCUGCCCCGGAGAGCAGCUCCUUCGGUGAAGGGCAUCUGGCUGCGGGCCGCGCAGGCGCCGGCCCCGAGGGAUCAGAGAAUGAGGAAGACGGCUAUGACGUCCCUAAGCCUCCAGUGCCGGCCGUGCUGGCCCGCCGGACCCUCUCAGACAUCUCUAACGCCAGCUCCUCCUUCGGCUGGUUGUCUCUGGAAGGCGAUCCUCCCACACACUUCGCUGAGGGGUCCCAGGUUCCUGAGAGGCCUCCCAAACCAUUCCCUCGGAGAAUCAACUCGGAGCGGAAAGCAGGCAGCUGUCAGCAGGGUGGCGCCGCGGCCGCCUCCUCGCCGCAGCUCUCCAGUGAGAUCGAGAACCUCAUGAGCCAGGGGUACUCCUACCAGGACAUUCAGAAAGCCCUGGUCAUUGCCCACAACAACAUCGAAAUGGCCAAGAAUAUCCUCCGGGAAUUUGUUUCUAUCUCGUCUCCCGCCCACGUCGCCACCUAGCACAGCCCUGCCCACGGUGGCAUCAGAGGACCAGUGAGCCGAGCGCUCUUCCCUGGGUGGCCCCUCGGGGCAGAGGUUCCCUUGGAGCCUUCACAGUGAAGUCUUGCCCUCUCUGUGGGAUUCCACAUCUGUGGUUCCAGGAUUUCAAAGCAGUGGAGUGAACGUGGAGCAGCUAGUGUGUUUUAUUAUUUUAUUUGAGCGUGGAUUUGAAGGUGUUCUUCAGUCCCCACUUAGAGUGUGGAUUUUUAUUAAAUGGUAGCCUACCAGGGGAACAGUCCAGAAAGCGGUGGGAGAAGUAUUGUGCUGUAAAUCCUCAAGGGGGGCUUGAGACUCCCUGGGUUAAGGAUGUGGUUGUGUGUGUGUCCUGUGAUUAUACGAUGAACCUACUGUACGUGUGACUCCCGGGCAGGGAGUUAGCACAAGAGGUGUAGGAAGGAGCCGUCUGGAGACUUCCAUCUGCUGCGGUAUGAGACCCGACCCCGGCGUGUAGUGCAACUUCAGCACUCCCUGCGGCUUGGAUUACCAUGUGCACGGCUCGAGUCUUGUAUUUUUAGAACACCCUCCCUCUGUCCUUUCCCGUGCCUCCUGCCUCCUCCUCCUGCUCCGCGUCCAUCACUGACAGUGGCCAAGUGGCUUGUAGGAUGUUCGUUCUUACGUGUGGUGGUGGUGGAUGGUUUGGUACAUAGGUGGGGCAAAAAGUACUGUUGCUGUCUCGUUAUAGUCCUGUUUGGUCCUCGCAGCUGACACUGGUCACUCCAAAGCACUGUUUCUAUAGGAACAUUGAUUCUGUUACAAUACGAUGUGUUAAUUACCCUAAUUGCAUAGUGACUGCUGUGAGAUAGAGGCCUUCAGGUACAUUCCAUGCCUCCCCAGAAGAUAGUCUGUGGGAGUCCGCCACCUUCCUCCUGGGUGUGUGUGCUCACGUAGGUCCUGGGUGUUUCUACUUGCUGGGAAGGGAAGAACAUUCGUUUCCAGCCUGGCUUUCUGGCCCGAAUACUACAAAACUUUUAGGAAGCUUCAUUCACAUGCUUUUUACCUUGUUAUGUAGAAGAUGCACGAAAUUGACAGUUAGGAAUUAUCUGUUGGGUUUGUCUUCCCAGUGAAUGAGUUCCAGCUUGUGUGGGCAUCUCCCUCGGGACAGGAGUGAGGUGAUACUUCCAGAAGGUUUUUGUCCUUGCCCUUGGAGGGGAGGGGUAGCACCCCUGGUAGCACAGCACUGUGCUGGUAAUUAGCACCGGUCCUACACGGGUGCCACCGACGACGUGGUUCUCUCUUGUGCCUGUGGCUUUGGGAAUGGGGCGUCCCCUCCCCUCUUCACCCUAGUCCUCUGUGCUGUUCUCGGACCACGUUCUCCACGGUGAUUACACUUCUGUAGUGUGCUAAGAUGACCUCACGGCGGCCGAGGAUGUGAGAAGCCAGGAGCUGAUGUGGGUGCAGGUGUGUGAGGAAGAUUCGGGGCCCAGCGCGGGGCAGCCGUGAGAAGGUUCCCAAAGGUACUGUGAGAUGAGCCUUGGUCAGCGCUCUGGCCGGUCUUUGCUGACUUCCCAGCAGGCUGUACCCUCCCUCGUGUCAGAAGCAAGCCUGCUCUUGGCUACAUCUGCCCUCCUCAAAAUCUGAUCAUCAGGCUUUCAUCUUUAAAUCCCAACAGAAAUGAAUCUCCUGAGGUCCGUUUUCUUUCCCAUCUUUUUGUCUGUGGAACUAAAAUGUUUUCUGACUCUUCUCUUCGCUCUCAGCGGUUCCUAUACCUUUUGGCUUUAUGCUCUUGCCUCAGAGCCAUUCACAUUCCCAGGAUAGACGGUACGGGACCUCUCGUUGACUGGCCACGGCUCCCCAGUCGGCAUGGCGGGGAGCGGGAUGGUGGCCGUGAAUGGGAAGCGGUGACCUGGCAUCUCCUUCUGAGAGCCAGUAAGGAGAAAGUUUCAUUUGUGCUUAACGCUCAGUUUGCAUUUUGUUUAGAUGCUGAAGAGCCAGACAGAGAACUAGAAAAAAUAGCAGCAUUUUCCGUGCCUGUCCACCCUAGAAGUUUUCUGUGUCUACAGACGUCCGUAGUCUGAAGAUGUGUCAAGAGAACCAGAGCCCUGGUUCUGCGUAUCUCUUGCCAAUUCGGUGUAUCCCACAUGUUCUUUGGAGAUUGUGUCCUUCCUCAUAGAGGCCAAGGGCAGGCUCGUCCCUGUUUUCCUAAUCAAGUACCUCCGUGGCUCCUGGGGUCGGCCCUGAGACCGGGCUGUCAGGUGCUAGGGUCGGACAUACACGUCAGUGACCGGCUGUCUGCUGCGGGCUUUCCAGGCGUUAGACCGUUCUGUGAGGUUUGCUCCCCUUGCGUACUCUGAGGACAAACCUCGUCCAUGCCUGAGACUGCCAGCAUCACCUCAGGAAAGUUUCCACGUGGGCGUUUGUCUAGAGGGGACUUUCACAACUUCAAUUUCUCAACUUUUCUUUGGACCAAGGCACAAGUAACCCUUCUUCAUCUUCCAGUUGUAUGGCAGUUUCUAAUUCCUGGGCUCUGCUCGGAAUUUAAGAUUGCCCUUUCAGAAGUGGGCUCUGAGUUUUACCAGUUUGGGCAAAUCCCUCUCCUUUCUCCCUCCGAAGUGCAAGUGGUUCCUUCUCUGGUCCCUUCCCAGAUGGAUAAGAUAAAAGCCACUUGAGGGGCGCCUGGGUGGCACAGCGGUUAAGCGUCUGCCUUCGGCUCAGGGCGUGAUCCCGGCGUUAUGGGAUCGAGCCCCACAUCAGGCUCCUCCGCUAUGAGCCUGCUUCUUCCUCUCCCACUCCCCCUGCUUGUGUUCCCUCUCUUGCUGGCUGUCUCUAUCUCUGUCGAAUAAAUAAAUAAAAUCUUAAAAAAAAAAAAAAAGAUAAAAACCACUUGGAGGUUUUGUCAGAUGCAUGAGGCUCUUUUCAGUGUGAUCUCCUGCUCCCCCUUCUCUCUUUCCGGCUUGUUCUACACAGGCUGCCCCGUCGUCGGGUGUCUGCUUGGCAGUAGGUCGUCUGCUGCUUCUGCCAGGCUACUUCCCGGAAAAACCUGUGGGCUCUGUGAUCUACCUCCCUUGAAGAAAUGAGGAGAUCAGGCAGUUUCUUGUCUCAGCAUUUACCUGUUAAUGUUGAUGUAAAUAGCAGUCUGUUCUCCCCUGGCCCUUGGUCCCCCCACGGCCCCCCUCGACACACUCUGCGCAUCUGUGCUCUUACCCACACAGCCUCGGGGCCAGGAUGGGGGAGGGUGCUCUUUGUAUCAGGUAGCUGUUCUGUGGAUUAAAAUUUUUGGAGGGGGGUCGCUCUUCUUCAUACUUAUUUAUUUCUUCUGUAGAAAAGUAAAAUAUAACCCAUGGUCCACACAGCAAACAUACAAGUGAGUUUUUGUAAAUUUGCUAGCAGAGUAGGGACCAAGCUCUGUAUUCCCUAAAGGCACCAUUAACAAGAUCGACGCCUGUUUUGGGUGGUCAGCGCAGGUGUUGGUGCAGAAUAUUUUCCUACCUCACGUCCUGACAGGGUUAUAGACCUUCUCCCUAAACUGCAACCUCCCCUUCCUGCCAUUGGCUUCCGGCCUCUGGAGGCCGCGCCCCGGGCAGAACGGCGUUCGGACGGUCGGCCCGGCUGUGCACCAGGUCGCUUGUUCCUUCGGCAAACGGCUGUGAGUGAUGCCCACGUGCGGAAGUGCGGCUCCGCGCUCCUGCCACCUCGUGGGGACUUCCCGAGGCCGGUGGACUGUACGUGGGCCGCCUGUGGACUGUAUGUGGGCCGCCUGGCCCUUGCAUUUGGCCCCAAAAUAGCCCUUCCCAAAAAGAUUGUGCGGUUUGUGUUCACAGCUCUUUCACAUAGACAUGUAUUUCCUUAUAGAGCUGUCCUGGGUAAGAGCAAUGCAGGCUCUUCCGUGAGCGUGGUGUCUCCUAGAGCCUUGAUCACGUCUGGGAGCAUCCGCGGUGUCGUGCCCUCCAUCCGGGAUGCGUUGCAGUGGAAUCUGUGUGGUGGGUGGCUCGAGGCGCGUAGUGACUCAGAGUUGCACAGUAGGGCAGUUAAAUGUGGAAACGAAGCAUUGGCGCACAGUCCCCUCUCCAGUCUAGUGCCUUCCUUGAUCUUUUUACUGAACGGCUUUCUUUAACCCCCUUUGUUGUGAAGUUUCCUGUCACCCUCCUGGGACCUGUCACCAUCUCCCAUCCUCUUUGGGACUUGUUUCCCAGUCCUUCAAAGACCUUUGUAGCUAAUCCCGUGUCCUAGAAGGGCUGAAGGUGUGGGAGAGACAGGUGGAUACCUGUCGUUGGGUCCUGGUCUUGAACGGAUAUAUGUGCUCUCCCAAGAGCCAGGCAGUAAAAUAGAUGGAAUUCAGUCACUUCUCAGAAAUGCCAGCCUUUCCCUCCCGGGGUAGGGAGCUCAGGACCCUAGAACUUAGUACCAGGAUGCACAUGUCAGCGUAAAGUGGCCCUGGCAUGACUUUGACCUCAGCCUGUGUCGCAGUCUUUCUUUAGAAACGCGUCAAGCCAUUUGUGCACGGAGGGGAGGGUGCAUAGUGAGAGGAGAUCACGGUGUUGUAUCAUUGACUGUCCUGUUUAGGAAUCCUUAGAUGUAAGAAACAGGUAUCCAGGCUAAAGAAAGGGAAUCCUAAGGAUGCAGGGUAUUUUAUAGACCCUGGUAUAGGAAGUACAGCGGGUUCUUGAAUGGAGAUGGGACUGUCAAAAUUUUCACCUAGUCCUUUCUCCUGCUUGUCAUGCACUGCCCCGGACUGGACACCCCAGUCCCCAGGUCCACGCGACCUCCUGGCUCUGGGGAUCACCGUGCAGAUUCCCAGUGCCUCUUACUUCUAUUCUCAAGAAAAAAAACACGAUGAGCCCUGCACGUUGCUCUGGUGUCUAUCCCUGACUGGCCAGCCUGGGUGCAGGGGGUGGGUGGCAGUGGCCUGCCCCCUCUGCUGGGUUUGGUGGGGGGCUCUCUCGGAGAAGAGGCCUCAGACGGGAUAGAUAACCUAGAAGUAUUUUAGUAGCAAAACUGCUGUCAUACUGCCCUUUUUUUUUUUUUUGAGAGUGAAAAGGCAGGGCACAGGGACUGUAUCUGGGACAUUGAGGAAAUUCUUAGGUUUUGCUUAAUUCGGGUUUCUGUCCUUUUUGUUGCUUUAUUUUCUACUUUAAUUCCCUUUACCAGUCUUGGCAUCCAAGAUUUCUUACCUCCCUCUUCAGGAGCAGUUUCUCCUCUUCCGGAGCUAGUCUGUUCUUAGGUGACAUUUCUUCGCCUUCAUUCAAUCUCAGGUUUUUAGCCUUCUUUCGUAUUAUUUGGAGAGCAGAUCACAAACCCCACUGUAGCCACCCAUGGGCUUCUGGCUCUUUUCAGGUUUUAGCGCUGAAAAUAUAUUCAUUCUCUGGGCCUGUGGGCCUGUGGCCCUUGUCCCUUCCGGCCCUCCUCCUCCCCCUUGCAUUUGGUCUGUGCUGCGCGAGGAGAGCUCUGCGGUAACCCCCUUAGGCGGCCUUCUGAGGUACCUCAGAAACUACUUCCCUGUAGCAAGAAUGUGUUGGGACAGUUGUUAGGAUAUAAAUUAGACGGAGAUUCCAGUUUAGAGGAGAGUUUUGACCGAGAGCUCCUUAGACCAGAUACCUUGUCUUCCCCGUCCACUUGCUUUCUUUGUAGUCCCAUAUCAAAGCCUUUAUUUGUUGGAUUUUUACAGGACUGCUUCUGCUUGCCUAUGUUUUGAUCUUACUUACCUCAUCCUAGGGCCUGGCCCAUGUUAGUAAGGCAUUUCAUAAUUACUUGUAACUUUUUAAAACUAUUGGAGUCGUUUGGAAUACACAGAAGUAACCUAGUAAUCCAAAGAUACACAUUGAGGCACGUGAGGAAGGGUGGGUCGUUAGCCUUUGCAUUUGAUAUUCUGGACUUAGCUCCAGAAUUAAGGAGCAGAGGGACAGCAGCGUCAUGGGCCUCUGUGUCCUAGGAAAUCUGGGUUGGUUUCAGAGGGGAGUAGCAGUGUUUGUGGUUCUUGUAAGUAGCACGGGAGUGAGGCGUGGGGAGACAGGGACAGGAAGAGCGAGCUCUGCGUGGAGGCUCACGCACGUUCAGCGCUGGGAAAGUCAGCCCUUCUGAAGGGCCAGCUGUUCGCGCGGGGUAACAGCUGUCUGGAGAUCUCCCUGCCCCUUCCCGUGGGUAGUGCUAGAGAGAAAUGUGGUGGACCACUCCCUCUUUUUGUACAGAGCAAAGGCUGAGAGCCAGCCUCCGCUCUCCUGCUGAUUGGGCAGCCAGACAGAUCGCAGAGUUGUGAUGACCCGGCUCCCUACUCUUGACUUCUUCCUACAGUGAACAUGAGCUGCACCUCUGCAUUGCCUCUCACAGAUUCUCCUUCCACCCCUGCACCAGACAGGGAGACCAGACGGGGCCGGGGGGGUGGCUCAGGAUGGGCCCCCUGCCACGCCUCAGGCCUGGCACCACCUCUCUGCUCGGCCUUGCCGAGGGGGUUUGGGGAUGGUGUGUAGGCCAGACCGCGUGCCCGUGCUUCGUGCCCUGCCAUCCGUGUGUGUCCGCUCCCUCCUCCCUCCCUACCUCUGACCCUGUUGUGGGUGAGGGUGGCCAUGCUCAUGGCUGUCUUGAAACUGAAGAGGCAGAGAACUACUUAGGAGUCUGGAGACCACGUGUUUUCUCCUCCUUGGCUUCUUCCUUCUGUCUGGGUAAGCCCGUAGGCACAGUGCCCAUGAGAGUGGAUGCCUCCUGACCUCCCCGCCUCGGUGGCUUGGCCUUGACCUCCUGCUGAAACGUGGUAGCUGGGAGGUACCCCCUACAUUUGCUUUCUGGCUGUGGUGACUUGGGGUUUUUAACCUUAUAUAUCUUUUUCCUUUAUUCAGAACAGAACAAUUUUUAGCACACUGAAGAAAAAAAAAAAAAGCCAAACAUUUUGUGCCUUUCUAAGGCAGCGCUGUAUCCCAGGCUGCAUUUUAGGACUUAAUAUGGAAAUACCAGUGUCUUAGCUCCUCUACCUUGAGUGUCAGUCCUCACGGUCUAGGGGGGGAGGAGGAGACGCUGUGGGGGGGCUGGGGAGAGGGCACCUAGGUGCGGCAGGGCAGCGGUCCCUUCCCCCCGCCACCAUGCUUUGUGGGAAGAAGCGAGCAUUACCCUGGGAUCCUUUGGUUGGUUCCAGCCAGAAUCAUAGUUAAUCAGGUGGAAUGCUUUGUCUCCAGCAAGAGGCGAGACUGUUCCGGGAUUUCCAGGAGGGCUCUGGACCACUUCAGGCAUGCCAGCCUCCUGGUCCUGAGGAUCCAGCUGCGUGGAAGAGGGUAGGACAGACGCUGCUGACAGUGGGAGCCAUUUGUUUGUUUGUGUCUUUUCUUUUUGCUGGAUCCUGACCUGGCCUAGACCUCCUGCCUCUCCCUUCAGACUUGGCUUUCCUUUUAUUUGAAGACUUCAGUCUUAAAGCAUUAAGCAGCCAGUGCCCUCGGCGGGGUCCAGUUUUCCCCUGGGAAAGGCAGCAAGGCCCACGUGCCAGAGCCCAGCCUCAGGACUGUGGCCGCUGUAGGUUUCGGCAAAGAGGGGAAAAAAAAAUGUUUUCUACAUAUUUUACUUCUCCCUUUCCCUUUUCAGUUCUUCCCUGCCUUUAACUAAUAAGGAAUUGGGAGAGAAACCAUUCUUUCUCAAGUCCUCCCUCUGUAGGAUUUUGACAUUCUUGGCCUGGGUGGGGCUGAGGAGAGCUUGAUGCUUUCUCCAGAAUAGAGUCCCAAUUUGUAUAUCAGUGUUAAAAAUAAAACAAAACGAAAACUUAGAUGAGAUUUUUGUGGACUAUUUUAAAAAUGUGUCAUUAAUAUAAAAAAAGUUUAUAUUAGCAGUAUUUAAUCAUUCUCACCUGUAAAGAAUAAGAAAAACAGAAGGUAAAUAUUCUUACAGAAGAGCAGAGCUUUAAGAUUCAUUUUCAAUUUUAAGUCCCUUUUGUUUUGCCAAUGUAUUAAUAUUUAGAGGUCUGUUAUACUAAUGUUAUUUAUUAAUUUUUUUUCAUUUCCAUACACAGUUAACUAAAGAGCUUUUUCAAGCACCCAUGUCUGUAAAAAAAAAAAUAUUUUUAAAUAAAGUUUCUUUUGUUGUAGCA